AUGGAAACUAAGUUGAACGGGUUGGAUCUAAGCGACCUCUAUGUUUGUGAUCUACCGGAGAAUGUUUGCACUGCCGAAAUCGAAACAAUUUCCGUCAAAGGCCUUUUGGAGCAGGACAAAGAUGAAGCAAAGCGUCUCUUCCAGUCUUGCCAAACUUACGGAGUAUUUCUACUCGAUCUCAUGGACCACCCUAAAGGCAAGCGGUUCUUGAGUGACAUGGCCGACACUGUCCGGAUUGCUCAGCACGUAUUCCAGUCAAAGACUCUGGAAGAGAAAAGAACUUAUACAACGCGACCUCGGGUAGGCAUCAUGGACAAAGGUUACAUAGCCGAGGAAACCACACCUACUGGAGAAGUCAAAUCUCACGAAGUCCUCAACGUGCCAAACUAUGAGCUUUUCAGUGCUGGAGCACCUGCCCUCGAGCUACCGCCUUGGCUGGCUCCUCACGAAGCCAUGUUCCGUCAAGUGGCAACCUCCGGUAACGAAAUCGCCAACACCAUUCUUGCCUGUCUGGAAACACAGUUGAAGCUAGCUCCUGUGACGUUGACCUCGGCACAUCGCCUAGAGGAUCCGUCUAGUGACUUCUUACGUCUGGUACGGCACCCAGGGUUCGGAGCCCGAGAAGAUGGAGAGCGAGUGUCGUUUCACGCGCACAGAGAUCUUUCAUCACUGGGUCUCCUCCUUGCCCCGUUACCGGGUCUUCAGGUCGAGCACCCAAGCGAACCGGGAGUGUUCAGAUGGGUCAGGCCCAAGCCUGGCACCAUUGUCGUUAAUGUCGGCGAGGGUUUGCAAAUUCUCACAAAUGGUGUACUAAAAGGUGUUCUCCAUCGCGUUGUGAGAGUGCCAGGCCACCUCACCGCUGUGGACCGUGUUAGCGCUCUGGUGG
This is a messenger RNA of Colletotrichum truncatum, 886 nucleotides long. RefSeq names its product oxidoreductase. Lineage: Eukaryota; Fungi; Ascomycota; Sordariomycetes; Glomerellales; Glomerellaceae. Gene Ontology annotation, molecular function: 2-oxoglutarate-dependent dioxygenase activity. The record is from RefSeq and is a predicted model, not a curated record.